UACACGAGGGAUAUAAGUAUAAGCAUUGUGGAAGUUUAUUUUCUUUGUCAUCGAAUGAUACUGAUUAUUUUCCUUGUAAAGAUAAGUAUGAACUGUAGUCUCUUAUAUCUAAAUUAUAAAAAUGUAAAAAUGCAGAGAGACCAAAUUUUAAAGCAGUUCAUCCUGAAUCCACAGAGGUUCAGCAGCCCCAGGAGGUUAAAAAGCUUCAGCAGUUGUAGCAAGCUCAUCGAGUUCGUUAACUACUGUAAUUGCAUCAACUGCAGUAAAAUAAUUAAUUAUUAUAUUUUAAAAGAUAAGAAUAUUAUGUUAGAAGCUAUUAUUUAUUUUUCCUUCAAAUGUAUAAUUAUAAAGUAA
This is a messenger RNA of Plasmodium cynomolgi strain B, 354 nucleotides long. RefSeq names its product CYIR protein. The record is from RefSeq and is a predicted model, not a curated record. The annotation marks the transcript as partial. NCBI's taxonomy places the organism in Eukaryota, Apicomplexa, Aconoidasida, Haemosporida, Plasmodiidae. The transcript is spliced from 2 exons.